CGCAACAGACCCACAGUCCCCUCCUCGAUUUCAUAUUCUCGUAUAUGACAUAAAGGGAUACAGAUAAGAAUCGGUUACAGUCUUCAGACUAUAUAUUCCGACAUUCCGUUUGAAAAGAGGCGGUCUCGCGUGUAGCCAACUAGCCGAAACUGUGGUUCCCCUCCGAUUAAUUUAUUGCGCGUAUUGGGAAGUCCACUGGAAAGUCUCUCUCAAACUUAAAUAAAAGUACGCGGAAGUUAACCAUAUUUUACGGAAUUAUUUAUUUUACUUUAUUUUAUUUAAAUUACAUUUUCCUUUUGCCGCAAAGGCUUGAUAGACUGGGAUCAACCUGACAAAGCCCCGGCUGCCUAAAAUUUCCCCCACCUCUUGUGACUGCCAACGCGUGCACUUUUCACAUGAGAUAAAGACUGCAGCCCUUCUGACCCCUUCCACCUCUUCGACAAUUCCACCUGUUGUUAUGGAAGCCAGAGGAAAAUUUGAAUUUAAAGCUACGGCUGAGGAUGAGCUAAGCUUCAAAAAGGGAGACGUCCUGAAGAUUCUAGGUAAGGAAGAUGACUGGUAUAAGGCAGAGCUGUAUGGACAGGAAGGGUAUGUGCCCCAAAACUACAUUGAGAUGCAGACGCCAAGCUGGUUCAAGGAGUCGGCCAGUCGUAGCUCUGCUGAGGAAAUCCUCAUGUCCAGAGAGGUGGGGGGAUUCCUGAUCCGUGGCAGCCAGAGCUCCCCUGGAGACUUCUCCAUCUCUGUCAGACACGAGUUUGACGUGCAACACUUCAAAGUGAUGAAAGACAGCAAAGGCAAUUACUUCCUGUGGGCAGAUAAGUUCCCUUCACUCAACAAGCUUGUGGACUUCUACAAAAGCACCUCCAUAUCCAAACAACGCGAAAUCUAUCUCCGAGACGGCAGCCGGAAUGAUCCGAUCCCUCCGGCACCCCAACCGCUAAAGAGGGGUAGUCUGCCUGAGGAGAAGGGCUAUGGGGCCCCUAGUGUGGCAACAACCCAUCGGAGGGCAUCAGACCUGUCUCACAGCCAGCUGAACAAGAGACCAGUUGUGGAAGAGAGGGCUCACACCAUAGGCACUCCAGGCAGAAACAGCCCCCUGACCUCUCACCCAGCUCCCAGACGGACAUCUGAAAUACCUCAUUCACAGAGGGCAGUCAUACAGGUGAAAGCACUGUACGACUUCAGAGCAGAGGAAGAUGAUGAACUAGGCUUCAGUGCAGGCGAUGUCAUUGAUGUUUUGGACAACUCUGACCUUUCAUGGUGGAAAGGUAGAUUGCGGGGUAAAAGCGGCCUGUUCCCAGCUAACUACACCGCACCAUUCCAAGGAGAGGCCAGUGUGAGAUGAUCUGUUGUCAUAUGGACUGUGAUGAUUAAACCCUGACCACACAGAAGGUGCAGCAGCCCACAUCCUUGGACUUCUCAAAAUAAAUUGGUGCACACAUGAAAGAUGAUAUGGUGACACAUUUUUAUGUAAAGCUUGUGCCUAAUUGUUUUGUUACAAUUGACAGUUACACAGAAUGUCAUUUAUAUAAUGGAACUUCCGCAACUCAGCUUCUACAUUGUAUAUCCAUUUGCUAAAUCCAUUAUCAACCCCACAUUUUACUGUACUGUAUAAAACUACACUUGUAUUGAGAUUUUAUGAGCUUUUGUAUUGUAGGUAAUGUUUGAUUUAAAGUGCAAGGCCUCCAUGUACAGUGUAAAAUGGCAGUUUGGAAAUGCAUGUCUUAACUGUUUUAAAUUAAACACAGUAUUUCUGAUCCGUAAACUAAAACACUUUAUUUUGUCACAGACAAAGAAUCCAAGAACAUUUUCCAAAGCACGGGGUUUG
Messenger RNA from Esox lucius (northern pike), 1828 nucleotides. RefSeq names its product GRB2 related adaptor protein 2a (gene grap2a). Lineage: Eukaryota; Metazoa; Chordata; Actinopteri; Esociformes; Esocidae. Gene Ontology annotation, molecular function: protein binding. The record is from RefSeq and is a predicted model, not a curated record. The transcript is spliced from 8 exons. Bases 458 to 1345 code for a protein of 295 amino acids.